AUGCCCCAAGCAUCCCAUCCCAAAGACACCCGCAUGCCAGUCCCGGUCUCGGCUCAGCUCACCAAUCGGAAACAGAAAUUAGAGUCGGUGGAGCUGUCCAGCCAGUCAGAAAUCCAGCACCUGAGCAGUAAGCUUGAGCGGGCCAAGGACACCAUCUGUGCCAAUGAGUUGGAAAUAGAGCGUCUUAACAUAAGAGUCAACGACUUGAUUGGAACCAAUAUGUCUAUCCUACAGGAGCAGCGGCAAAAGGAGGAAAAGUGGAGGGAAUCUGAAAAGCUGUUGGAGACUCUGCAGGAAGAAAAAAGAGAAUUGAAGGCAAAUCUUCAGUCUCAUGAAAAUUUCAUCCGUGAGGCAAAGAUGCGAAAGAAGUUACAGGCAAAGGGAACCAACACCCAGCAACUAGGAGAUGCUAUAAGACCACUGGAGGACUCUCAGGCUGAGAGGAGGCUCGCCUCUCAAGGGCAGGGCGACUUGGGCAGUGUGCUUUCCCAGUUGGAUUUUACCCAUACAAGUGAAGAACUCCUGCAAGCAGAGGUGACUCGUCUAGAAGGCAGCUUGGAAUCUGUGAGCGCAACAUGUAAACAGCUGAGCCAAGAGCUAAUGGAAAAAUAUGAAGAACUGAAGAAGAUGGAAGGACAUAACAAUGAGUACAGGGCAGAGAUUAAGAAGUUGAAAGAACAGAUUUUACAAGCUGAACAGACUUACAGCUCUGCACUAGAAGGUAUGAAGAUGGAAAUUUCCCAGCUGACUUGGGAGUUACAUCAGCGAGAUAUCACUAUUGCUUCUGCCAAAUGUUCUUCCUCAAACAUGGAAAAGCAGCUCAAAGCAGAGAUGCAAAAGGCAGAAGAAAAAGCAAUGGAGCAUAAGGAAAUUUUGAAUCAGUUGGAAUCACUCAAAUUAGAAAAUCGUCAUCUUUCUGAAAUGGUGAUGAAAUUGGAAUUGGGUUUACAUGAGUACUCCGUGCCCGUGUCUCCCCUGGGUUAGAUAGCUGCCAGAUUUCUGGAAGAGGAGGAACUGAGGUCUCAUCAUAUUCUAGAGCGCCUGGAUGCCCAUAUUGAAGAACUAAAAAGGGAGAGUGAAAAGACAGUGAGACAAUUCACAGCCCUGAUGUAACUGCUUACGGAAUCACAGCCUGGGAAGGGAACACCGCAGAGUUAGCGUCAUCUGAAGGAGCAGCUCUUUUAAAACAUGGUCAUACAAAGUUAUAAGGAUAACGCAUACUAAACAGUGGUGAAAAAAUCUGAAGAAUUGGUACUUUUCUUCGACAUUUUCACUGCAGUGGUUUUUGAAGGACUUCUUCCAGCAAUAACUUGUGAGAAUAAACCUCUUUACA
This is a messenger RNA of Octodon degus (degu), 1333 nucleotides long. RefSeq names its product centrosomal protein of 63 kDa-like. Gene Ontology annotation, biological process: de novo centriole assembly involved in multi-ciliated epithelial cell differentiation; centriole replication. The transcript has a single exon. NCBI's taxonomy places the organism in Eukaryota, Metazoa, Chordata, Mammalia, Rodentia, Octodontidae. Gene Ontology annotation, cellular component: centriole. The record is from RefSeq and is a predicted model, not a curated record.